This is a messenger RNA of Chaetomium globosum CBS 148.51, 1119 nucleotides long. RefSeq lists its product as uncharacterized. The record is from RefSeq and is a predicted model, not a curated record. The transcript has 4 exons. Bases 1 to 1119 code for a protein of 372 amino acids. NCBI's taxonomy places the organism in Eukaryota, Fungi, Ascomycota, Sordariomycetes, Sordariales, Chaetomiaceae.
AUGGACCCGACAUACUCAAGCCAAGGCUUCGACGACACUUACUCACACACACCCAGAUCGAGAGCCGGUAGUGGAGUAUCCACCACAGAAGGGCUAUUACAGAACCUCCAUCUUGCCGAGUCGACAUCAUUCGAGACCGGGUCUUAUACCACCAGCAGACCUUCGUCCUCCCGGGGGUUAGCCUCACCCGCCUACUUAAGUCCGAGCCUGUCCCACUCGCCGGGCUACCUGUCCACUCCCCUCACUCAACACCAAACACCCUUUCCACCUUUGUCAUCCGAAGCGGUGGCCUCGGACGCCGAGUGCAUCAUCGCCUCCGCUGCCCUCUAUCGAGACAGAAGCUAUGAGGCUCCGUGCUUACUAGUGACAGUGAUGGAAUCUAACAACGGGCUCAUGCCCCCCCAUGAUCUCGGCCCUUACGGUUCAGACGCCAGUCUCACCCCGCCAAGUGGAUCACGAUCGGUCACAGCAAGCCCCCCUCGGACGAACCUCACCGCGGAGCAAAGGGAACUAAAACGGCAACGAGACCAAGCAAGGCACAACUCCAAGAUGCAGGUCCGCGGCAGGAGGACGGACAGCGGUUCUUCAGUCUACUCGCCGCCCGUAACCCUAUCCGACAUGACAACUGGCGCAUCGAGCAUGCCCGUGUACACGACCGCACCGUCGCAAAUCUCCCUCCUCGCCGAACCAUCAGCACCGCAUUACUUGCCGCCUUUCUCGCCACCGCUCCAGGACCAGAACCAGGCGGCCAUGUUCACAAACUCGUACCCUCCGCAAUCGUAUAUGCCCGAUUACUCGUACCCACCAUCGACGGGCCCAAGCUUGCCGUCCCACUAUGGCCUCGGGAUGUACCCAGUUCCACCCAUUAUCCCGCCAGGUCCCCAGGACGCGAGCGGGCAAGUCAGAGUGGUGCACAGCCGGCCGAAGCCGCAGUGCUGGGAGCACGGCUGCAACGGGCGACAGUUCUCGACCUUUAGCAACCUCCUCCGGCACCAACGGGAAAAGUCGGGACAGGCGGCGAAGGCGACAUGUCCGAACUGCGGAGCCGAAUUCACCAGGACGACGGCCAGGAACGGGCACCUACUCCACGACAAGUGCAAAAAGAAGGGCUCCAGCUAA